AGAUGGAACAUAAAUUGGAAUAACUAAUGAUUCUGUCUUUUUCUUGAUCUUCAGUAGGGACAUGGGGAACGCCUUACAUGUCAGAAAAAGGGUGGCUUUGGCCUCUCUGGUCACAGCAGUUGUUGUCAUAGUGGUCAUCAUAGCCCUCUCUGUGAGUCUCACUCAGGAGAAGUCAAGAAAUGCAGGAAUGGCCGAGCCCACUGUUUCUGCUCCAGAUCACUACAGACUCCCGGACACUAUCACUCCGAUUUCCUACAAUGUGACCUUCUGGCCACGACUGGAACCCGACGAUAAUGAUCUGUACCUGUUCACCGGGAAUUGCACGGUGGUGUUUAAAUGUACGAGGGAGACGGACCUCAUCCUCAUCCAUUCCAUAGAGCUGAACUUCACUCUGCUGGACGGAUUCCAUGCCAGGUUGACGGGCCUGAAUGGACCUGCGCCCAGUCUGAAGAAGACUUGGCUGGAGGAUCGGACUGAGUACUUGGUGGUCCAGCUUGAUGGCCCACUGCAGGUCAACAGCAGUUAUGAACUCUUCACAGAGUUUGUUGGAGAGCUGUCCCUUACCCAGCAAGGUUUCUACAGGAGUGUAUACACUGAGGACGGUGUGGAAAAGGUGAUUGCAACAACUCAAAUGCAGCCCACGCAUGCCCGAAAAGCCUUCCCGUGCUUUGAUGAGCCUGCCUUGAAAGCUGUCUUUCACGUGACGCUCAUUCACCCACAAAACACCACGGCUUUGUCCAACUCUUUAGCCUCUGACAAAGGAGGCCACACCAACCCAGGUAGGGAGCAGAGCAGCAGGCUGGGUUUCAUUGGGUUUGGUUUUCGUCAAUGUCCCCUUUGUCCCCCUCCCUCACCCCUAUACUCAAGCCGGGUUACUCCCAGGGGAUGUACCACAAGUCAUGUCAACUUCACUUUGGAUGGCCAAGAUUUAAUCAGAACCAGCUUUGAACCCACAAAAAUCAUGUCAACCUACUUACUGGCUUUUGUUGUGUGUGAUUUUGGACAUAUCAAGACAGAAACGGGAUCAAGCGUUUUGAUCAGGGUCUGGGCUAACAAGAAAGCCAUAGAUAAAGGAAAGGGAAAUUAUGCCCUGGAGAAGGCCACCCCCAUUCUGGCGUUCUAUGAGAAGUACUAUAACAUCUCGUACCCCCUGAAGAAGUCCGACCAGAUUGCCAUACCUGGAUUUGUCUUUCCGGCAAUGGAGAACUGGGGCCUGAUCACCUAUAGGGAGUCCACAUUUUUACAGGACCUGCACGAGUCUUUCUAUGAAGACAAGGAGAUGUUGGUGGAUAUGGUCUCCCAUGAGUUGGCACAUAUGUGGUUUGGAAACCUGGUGACCUUGAGGUGGUGGAACGACUUGUGGCUUAACGAAGGCUUUGCCUCCUACGUUUCUAACCUUGGAUCAGACCAUGCAGAACCGACGUGGGAGCUGAAUGACUUUAGUGCGUCAGAGAAAAUCCUGGUCGCUUUGGAUGUCGAUGCUUCGUGCAUGUCCCACCCCCUGUCCCUCAAAGAGGAGGAAGUCCAGACACCGCGAAAAAUUGCAUCCCUAUUUGACAGCAUCACCUACAAAAAGGGUACCGCCGUCCUUCGAAUGCUGUCAAACUUUGUAACUGAAGCGGUCUUGACCAAAGGAUUGCAGACUUACCUAAAAGAGUUCCAGUAUAAAAACACGGUUCCAAAGGAUCUGUGGAAGCACUUACAAAUGGCGGUGGAUGAAGCCGGCAUCUCCCUGCCCCGACCAGUAGAGGAGAUCAUGAACCGAUGGGUCUUACAGAUGGGUUUUCCACUGAUUACCAUCGACACACGGACCGGGACGGUCCACCAAAAACACUACUUGUCAAGUUCAGAAUGUGUGAUGGACACUCCUUCAGAAUUCAACUACUCGUGGUUCGUCCCCAUCACCUGGAUGAAGAAUGGGAAAGAAGAACCAAAAUAUUGGCUUCUGACAAAGGAAGAUACAAACACAGACAUGGCUCUGGGGUCUUCUGAUUGGUUGGUGGCCAACAUCAAUUUGACAAGUUUCUUUAGAGUCAAUUAUGAUGCUGAAAACUGGGAGCGCAUCAUCAACAAACUGAACUCUAGACAUCAGGACAUUCCACUGAUCAACCGAGCUCAGAUCAUAGACGACGCCUUUAAUCUGGCAGAACUGGGGAUGGUGAACAUGACUCUGGCUCUGAGAAUCACCUCGUACCUGGAUAAGGAAGUUGAGUACAUGCCGUGGCGCCGAGCUGAUUUCUACUUGAAGAAGUUCCUCGACAUCCUUCUUCCAAGAGGGAUUCAUGGACCCCUGCAGGCAUACUUCAGAAAAAAGGUCACACCUGUGUUUCAGUACUACAAGAAGCUGACCCGUAACUGGACCGAGAGACCAACACGUCCCUCUGAUCUGUACAACCAGGUAACAGUCAUUAACUUGGCCUGCAAAGUGGAACUGAAAGACUGCACUCAGCUCGCCACGACAUGGUUCAGAGAGUGGAUGAAUAAUUCCCCCACCAACAAAAUUCCUCCCAGUUUGGAGAAGGAAGUUUACUGCAGCGCAGUCGCAGCCGGAGGGACGGAGGAGUGGGACUUUAUAUGGUCCAUGUACCAGAAAAACGUCAUGUCAGAACAAACAAGUUACAGCCUGAUGUAUGCUCUGUCCUGCACCAGACAGCCUUGGCUCAUCAGCAGGUAUUUGGAGUACUGUUUGGAUCCAGAGCAAGUCCCAGUGAAUGACAUCCAUCAUGUCAUUACUUUUCUGGCUCAUAACCCCGUCAGCCAACCUUUUCUUUUGUACUUUCUCAGAACUAACUGGCAGGACAUUGUCAAUAAGAGCUUUUUUUCCAAAGAGUCAGUGAUCUACAUUAUAACCAGUCUUAUGUCCACUCGCUUACAGCUCAACCAGUUCCUGCAGUUCAAAGAGGAACUUAAAAAACAGCUGAGCUUGGGAGAGGAGGAGUUUGAGGUGUUCAACACUGUGGAGGCCAACAUGAAAUGGAUUGAGAGGUACAGCAAAGAGGUGCACGACUGGCUCAUUAGUGAAACUUCAGAGAAGUAAUCCUACUUUUUACCUUCCAAAAGGAAAAUAGGCCUAAUGUUGUAUUUUUUUAUAUUUUCUGCUUCUUAUUCAAAUAUCCAAAGUAAAUUUUCCUUUUUGACACAUUUCCAUUUUUCUCAUGUGAUUAUCUUAAUGUUUAAAGAACUGAUGGUUAAGUGGACUUUUCUGAUGACAAAUAAUCACACAAAAAAGUUUUAAAACCUUUUAUUGUUUACAUGUCACAGAUAACACCUUUAUUUUCUUGUACAGCUAACUAGUAAGUGGUUAAUAUGUUUUAUUAUUGAAUGAAUACAUGAAAACGUGUUAUUUCUUUUCCUCUUUUAUUGUAAAAAGCACCUGAAUUUUCCACUUCAAAAUAGAAGGUGUGGCUCAAUUAAAGUUGAAAAUUUGCAUUA
Oryzias melastigma (Indian medaka) is the source of this 3432-nucleotide messenger RNA. RefSeq names its product aminopeptidase Ey. The record is from RefSeq and is a predicted model, not a curated record. Gene Ontology annotation, molecular function: peptide binding; zinc ion binding; metalloaminopeptidase activity. Gene Ontology annotation, cellular component: cytoplasm. NCBI's taxonomy places the organism in Eukaryota, Metazoa, Chordata, Actinopteri, Beloniformes, Adrianichthyidae. The transcript has 22 exons. Gene Ontology annotation, biological process: proteolysis; peptide catabolic process. The coding region runs from base 62 to 3037 and encodes 991 amino acids.